This is a messenger RNA of Helicoverpa armigera (cotton bollworm), 4796 nucleotides long. It is a transcript of the gene SA1, whose product is annotated as cohesin subunit SA-1. The record is from RefSeq and is a predicted model, not a curated record. Gene Ontology annotation, biological process: sister chromatid cohesion. Gene Ontology annotation, molecular function: chromatin binding. Gene Ontology annotation, cellular component: chromatin; cohesin complex; nucleus. Bases 259 to 3735 code for a protein of 1158 amino acids. The transcript has 14 exons. NCBI's taxonomy places the organism in Eukaryota, Metazoa, Arthropoda, Insecta, Lepidoptera, Noctuidae.
GAGUAGUCUGUGCGUCGCCGCUCGCUGGCUGGCUGUUUCUGUCUCUUGUUCGCACUUCGCAGUAGUUCGCAGUUUUUCGGUUCUCGUUGCGUUUCCUUUGCUUUCAUUCAAUCAAUACACAUUUUUAUUCAGGAUUUGUGGACUUGAAUUUACUGGAAAAUCAAUAUCCGUCUAUAUAGUUUUUAUAUACAAUCCAAAGAUGUAACCUAAUGUAAACUGUGAGAAUUUUGUGAUAAACCUCGAUAUUUAUCAACAAUAAUGCAUCGUCGUGGCGGGAAACGUAUCCGGAUGGACGACCCUCCUCCGGAGUACGUGAAUCCCAUGACUCCAGCGACUCCCAUGACUGAUUACGGUGGUCAGUCUGUGCACGAACCUGAGACUCCCAAUGUAAACUAUUCAGGUUUCAAUGUUGGCGCAGUAGCUAAUUCCACAGCAGCUGAAGCACCUCGGGAAGAGGCUGAAGAAUCCCAUCAUGAAGAAGAGGAGACCAGAUCUCCGUCGCCCACGCCCACUAAGCGGGUGACACGCAGUCGCGGCCGGAGAGGAGACGGGGGGUUCGUGGGGCGUCUGGCCGAGUCUCCACCUCCGCCGCCGCUGCGCCGCCGAGGCCGAGGCGGGCGCGGUCGGGGCCGGGGCCGCGGCACCGCGCCACCGCCCGCGUACUCACCCCCACCAGUAUUGCUUCCUGGUGAUGAUGAGAACAGCCUUUACAACAUACUAAGAUUCAACAAAACUGCUAUCAAUCAAGUGGUAGACAUGUGGAUAGAGGAGUACAAGACCAAUAGAGAGGCGGCUCUGGUGCAACUAAUGCAGUUCUUCAUCAAUGCCUCGGGCUGCCGGGGGAAGGUCACGCCUGACAUGGCUCAGAUGGACCACACACUUAUCAUCAAGAAAAUGACUCAGGAAUUUGAUGAGGAAAGUGGAGAAUAUCCUCUCAUAAUGAGUGGGCAGACUUGGAAGAAGUUCCGCUCCAACUUCUGUGAGUUCAUUCAGACCCUGGUGAAGAUGUGCCAAUACUCCAUCAUCUACGACCAGUACCUCAUGGACAACAUCAUCUCCCUGCUCACCGGCCUCUCCGACUCACAAGUCAGAGCCUUCAGGCACACUGCCACUCUGGCUGUGAUGAAGCUGAUGACGGCGCUGGUGGACGUGGCGCUGCUGACGAGCGUGAACUGCGACAACUGCCUGCGCCAGUACGAGGCGGAGCGGCUGAAGGCGCGCGACAAGCGAGCCAACGAGCGCCUCGAGGUGCUCGUCGCCAAGCGCCAGGAGCUCGAGGAGAACAUGGAGGAGAUCAAGAACAUGCUCUCCUACAUGUUCAAGUCCGUCUUCGUGCACCGAUACAGGGAUACACUGCCUGACAUUAGAGCUAUCACAAUGGCAGAGAUAGGCAUAUGGAUGGAGAAGUUCCCGGCGCACUUCCUGGACGACUUGUAUCUCAAAUAUAUUGGCUGGACACUGCAUGACAAGGUGGGCGAGGUGCGGCUGCGCUGCCUGCAGGCGCUGCAGCCGCUGUACGAGUGCGAGGAGCUCAAGGGCAAGCUGGAGCUCUUCACCUCCAAGUUCAAGGACCGCAUCGUGUCCAUGACGCUCGACAAGGAGACCGAGGUCGCCGUGCAUGCCGUCAAACUCGUCAUCGCCAUCCUGAAAUGCCGCAUGCACCCCGACGUGCUGACGGACAAGGACUGCGAGAACGUGUACGAGCUGGUGUACUCGUCGUGCCGCGCCGUGGCGGCCGCGGCCGGCGAGUUCCUCAACGUGCGGCUGUUCCGCAACGACGAGCCGCCCGGCGCCGUGCCGCCACCCCCGGCCCGCUCGCGCCGCGGCAAGCAGCGCCUGCCCAACACGCCGCUCAUCCGCGACCUCGUGCAGUUCUUCAUCGAGUCCGAGCUGCACGAGCACGGCGCCUACCUGGUGGACUCGCUCAUCGAGUCCAACCCCAUGAUGAAGGACUGGGAGUGCAUGACGGACCUGCUGCUGGAGGAGGCGGGCCCGGGCGAGGAGGCGCUGGACAACCGCCAGGAGUCCUCGCUCAUCGAGCUCAUGGUGUGCUGCGUCCGCCAGGCCAGCACCGGCGAGCCGCCCGUCGGCCGCGGCGCCUCGCGCAAGCACCACCACAUGCUCUCCAAGGAACAGGCCAAGGUGGUGAGCGACGACCGCAGCAAGAUGACGGCGCACUUCAUCGUGACGUUGCCGGCGCUGCUGGACAAGUUCGGCGCCGACCCCGAGAAGCUGACCAACCUGGUGUCCAUCCCGCAGUACUUCGACCUGGAGCUGUACACGACGCAGCGCCAGGAGGGCAACCUCACGCUGCUGCUCAACAAGCUGCGCGACAUCGUGUCGGUGCAGACGGAGAGCGAGGUGCUGGAGACGUGUGGCCGGACGCUGGAGCUGCUGUGCAGCGAGCAGUGCGGCGUGUACACGCGCUGCAACGUGGCCCGCGCCACCAUCACCGACAUGUGCGUCAACCGCUACAAGGAGGCCAUCGACGACUACCGCAGCCUGCUCGAGGGCGGCGAGACGCCCGACGCCGACGAGCUCUUCAACGUCAUCAACUCGCUGCGCAAGGUGUCCAUCAUGUACAUGUGCCACAACCUCAACGACACCAACAUCUGGGACUCGCUCUUCGAGGACCUGCCCAAGUGCGUCAAGGAGAACGAGUCGCAGAUGCCUCCGCAGGCGCUGGUGUACGUGGUGCGCGCGUGCUUCUACGCCGUGGUGUGGGGGCUGCACGGCGUGGAGAGCCGCGCCAGUGCGGGCGCGGCCGCCGAGCUGCGCGGCCGCCUGCGCGGCUACGUGGCGCACUGCACGCACAUCGUGCGGCGCGGCGCCACGCCCGCGCUGCAGGAGGAGGCCUACACCUCGCUGUGCGACCUGCUCAUCCUGUUCGCCGACCAGCUGGCGCUGCACCACCCCGCCGACCCCGACAUGCGCCAGCUCGUGCUGCAGCCCGACCCCGACCUGCUGGACAUGCUCAACGCCUUCAUACAGGAGUUCGUCUUCGUGCACCACAACUACGACGGACAAGACGAGAGACGCAUCGAGGAGCUGCACAAGCGGCGCAACUUCCUGGCCGCCUACUGCAAGCUCAUCGUGUACAACGUCGUGCCCAUCCGCCGCGCCGCCGACGUCUUCAAACAUUACAUCAAGUGCUACAACGACUACGGCGACAUCAUCAAGGCCACGCUGAGCAAGGCGCGCGAGAUCAACAAGCUGAACUGCGCGCUGACCAUGGAGCUGGCCAUGCAGGCGCUGUUCCACGACAUGCUGCUCAAGCACCCCGCGCCCAGCCGCCAGCUGCCCGAGAUGCUCGAGCUCAAGGAGCUGGCGAAGCGCUUCUCCGUGAUGUUCGGGCUGGACGCCGUGAAGAACCGCGAGGCGCUGACGGCGCUGCACCGCGCCGGCAUCGCCUUCGCCGCGCUCGACGCGCCGCCCGCCGGCGGGCCCGCGCCGCCCAACCUGCUGUUCCUCGAGGCGCUCGGCGAGUUCUCCAACAAGCUGCUGCGGCAGGACAAGCGCGCCGUGCUGCGCUUCGCCGACUCCCGCCUGCCGCCCGGCGCCGCGUGGGGCGACGACUGGGCGCCGCUGCUCGCCUACCGCGGCUCUCUGCUGACGGACGCGCCCGACGACCGCCCGCCGCCCGCGCGCAAGCACUACGCGCGCAGACCGCGCGGCCAGAACGACGAGGAGGACGGCGACGACAACGCGGAGUCUGACGCCGAGCAGGCCGGGUGAGGCGCACUGUGUGCAGCAGCACCGCGUCACGCGCCGCACGUGACGCCUCACGCGACGCGGGCGGCGCGUAUGAGUUCGUCAGGCUAUAUAGUUUCACGACUUUUUUCUUGACGAGUCUGAGAUCAAUCAAAAGACCGCGCUAUAAACAUUCUUGUUCCCAUUUUUUAUGACACGACCAAACAUUUUAUUUUCGACUUGUCAAGUUGCGUCUGACGUACUAUAACUACCAAUACUUAUAUAUUUAUUUUUAUUUAUUUUAACAUAUCUAUUGAACACCAUGAAAUCAAAUAUAAAUUAUUUUAUUUUAUAACGCUAUAUUAUUAUAUAAACCUUCGUAUUGUGAACAUUGAUAGCAUAUUCGGGGGCUUGUGUUUGACAUUUUAAAUAAAUGACAUAGAAGCAUGCCUUUCUGAUUAUAUGUAUAUUAAAAAGUAAUGUAAUUCGAAGUCCAAUUACAACAACAGCAAACUAAGAUUAUUUUUGAUCAGACCACUAAAAGUACUUUACUCUCAAAACUUUUUAAAGUAGCAUCUGAAUAUGCUAUCAAACAAAAUAAACAACCCUACUACCCUAGUACAGAUUGAGCUUCUAUGAAUACUUAAACAUUUAUCUGGUACUUGAAGUAGAUUUGUUAAUGAAUUAUGUAUUAUAAAUAUUUAAUUAUUAUAUGAAAGGUAUUGUAAGACGUUGUCACUGUUGUUAUGAAGUUGGGCCUUAUAGUUGUAGGAUAUGAGUGUCCGCGAGGACGAGGGUGUUAUGUAGCGUAUGUACGCGUAGAUCGUAACUAUGUAGUUAGACAGCGCAGUCUACACCUCACUAAGUAUUAAGUCACAAACGAUCCUUACUGCCGAAUCGAGUCGAUAGGAAGGAUCGUGUGCGGCCGGCAUUGCUCUACAGUCGACUGUGCAACAGACUGACUUGUGUGUGUAACAAUAUAUCGUUAGGAAUCUUAAACAGAGCUGAGUGUGUACACUGCGCAAUAAUGUAAUGUUAGAUUAUGUUAGUACAAUAUUGUAGUUAGUAUAAGAUAUAUUUUUAUAAUAAAUGAUGUUUAUAAUAUA